This is a messenger RNA of Aphanomyces invadans, 855 nucleotides long. RefSeq lists its product as hypothetical. Gene Ontology annotation, molecular function: inositol monophosphate 1-phosphatase activity. Gene Ontology annotation, biological process: inositol metabolic process; signal transduction; phosphatidylinositol phosphate biosynthetic process. The record is from RefSeq and is a predicted model, not a curated record. Bases 1 to 855 code for a protein of 284 amino acids. Lineage: Eukaryota; Oomycota; Saprolegniomycetes; Saprolegniales; Verrucalvaceae. The transcript is spliced from 3 exons.
AUGGCGUCAACAACGGUGUACUGGGAAGUCCUGGCAACGGCGAAGGAGGCGGCCCGACUUGCUGGAAAGCACAUGCGGGCUCAUUUGGGAUCCGUGAGCGCGGCCGCCGCGUCGAAGAGCAACAAGGAUGACUUGGUCACGGUGGUCGACAAGCAAUGCCAGGAAAUUAUUGCCGCCCAGAUCGCAGCCAAGCACCCGACGCACCGCAUGCUGGGCGAAGAAGACGUGGAUGCAGGAAGCGAUGCGUCGAAAGCUGCCAUUCAGUCGAUGGACGGGACGCAGUGGCUGUGGGUGGUCGACCCAAUCGACGGCACGACCAACUUCGUCCACACGCGUCCAGCCAGCGUCGUGUCGAUCGCGGUCGCGUUGGAAGGGGUGGUCGUCGUUGGCGUGAUAUAUGAUCCGUAUCGCGACGAGCUCUUCAGCGCACUGCGCGGCCAUGGCGCGUAUUUGAACGACGUUGCGAUCCACGUUAGUCAAAACGAGCAGACGUUCUCGCAGGCGCUGGUGGGAUUUGGAAUUGGGACCAAACCCAGUGUUCGAUUGCCCAUGCUUGACGUGAUUGCUUUGUUCUCACGCACAUGCCGCGGGCUGCGUCUGCAAGGCGCCGCCGCGUUGGAGCUGGCCUGGACCAGCUGUGGCCGUCAAACGGGCUUUUACGAGCUGGAUUUGAACUCGUGGGACGUCGCUGCUGGCUCGUUGCUCGUGUCGGAAGCUGGGGGCCACGUCUCGGACUCGACGGGCGCUCCGUUCACUCUGCAUACCCGUCACAUUGUCGUCUCGAAUGGACAGGGCACCAUCCACCAAGAUUUGUUGCGAUGCAUUGCCGAUGCCAACGCAACACAUCCACGCUAG